Triticum turgidum subsp. durum (durum wheat) is the source of this 2115-nucleotide messenger RNA. The record is from the annotation of a GenBank genome assembly. Lineage: Eukaryota; Viridiplantae; Streptophyta; Magnoliopsida; Poales; Poaceae.
AUGGCCAUGGCGACACCCAAGUGCCGUCCCGUCCUCAUCUUGCUCCUCCUAGCCGUAUCCAGCUGCCUUCCGCAUGUCGUCACCUCGCUUAGCUUCGACUACAACUUCUCCGCCCCCGGCGUCCUCGCCGGCGCCGACCUCAAGUACAUGAACGACUCCGCCCCUGUCCUCGACCGGAUCGACCUCACCAACCUCUCCAGGAGCUGGAGCACCGGCCGCGUCGCCCACGGGCAGGCCGUGCGCCUCUGGGACGACGCCACCGGCAAGGCCGCCAGCUUCACCACCAACUUCACCUUCGCCGUCAAGUCUCUCAACGUGACCACCAGCCAGGGUGAUGGCAUGGCCUUCUUCGUGGGACCUUACCCGCCGAGCAUGCCGACGGACGCCAGCGGCGGCUUCCUGGCGCUGUUCAAUAACCGCGGCAACCCGGCCAACACCUACUUCCCGCCGACCGUCGGCGUGGAGUUUGACACGCUCAGGAACGUCGAGUGGGACCCCAAUGACACCAUCAGCCACCUCGGCCUCAACGUCAACGACAUCAGGUCCAGGAACUACACGGCGCUGCCGGACGGGAGCUUCAAUGGGGCCAUGUCGGCGUCGGUCAGGUACGACGCCGGCACGGCCACGCUCUCGGCGACCCUGCGGUUAGACGACAUGCCGGAGUUGAGUUCUUACACCGUCAGCACAAACGUCGACUGCCGGGCCGCCGGCCUGACGCAGGACGCAGCGGUGGGAUUCUCGGCGGCCAUCGGGGACUACGUCGAGCAGCACCAGAUUUUUUCCUGGUCGUUCGAGUCCACUCUGACAGAUGACAUAAUGACCUCGAAGAGGAAAGAAACCGGUCUAGUAGCCGGGCUGGUAUCAACUGGCAUCUUCAUAUUCGUCGCUGUAGCGGCAUCGCUCGGUUACCUACAAUAUCUGAAAAGAAAGGGCAUGCACGCUCAAGACGCACCUCAAGAUUCAGAUGUCCCGCUCGACCAAGACAUGGAUGACGUAUUUGAGAAGGGGGCGGGGCCUCGGAGAUUCAGUUACGAUGAGCUGUCCCGGGCAACCCGGGGAUUCUCCGACGAGGAGAAGCUCGGCGAGGGCGGGUUUGGGGCAGUGUACCGAGGGUACCUACAGGAGCAGGGGCUUCAUGUGGCCAUCAAGAGGAUCUCCAAGACGUCAAGCCAGGGGAGGAGGGAGUACGUCGCGGAGGUGACCAUCAUCGGCCGGCUGCGGCAUCGCAACUUAGUCCUGCUCGUCGGAUGGUGCCAUAAAGCUGACGAGCUCCUGCUCGUCUAUGAGCUCAUGACAAACGGAAGCCUCGAUGAGCAUCUCUACAGUUCCACCAACAUACUGACAUGGCCAACCAGGUACAAGAUCAUUCUUGGGACGGGUUCUGCGCUGCUCUACCUGCACCAGGAGUGGGAGCAGUGCGUGGUGCACAGAGAUAUCAAGCCAAGCAAUAUCAUGCUCGAUGCCUCGUUCAACCCCAAGCUGGGGGACUUCGGGCUCGCACGCCUUGUCGACCACAGCCGUGGCGGGUACACGACGAUGCUGGCUGGUACCAAGGGUUACAUGGACCCGGAGUGCGCGGUGACCAGCAGGGCCAGCGCGGAGACCGACGUCUACAGCUUUGGGAUCGUCCUCCUCGAGGUCGCCUGCGGGCGGCGGCCCAUCGCCCCGCUCCAGGAGGAUGAGAACAAAGUCGUGCUCGUGCAAUGGAUCCAGAAGUUGUACGUGGGAGGCACGCUCCUUGACGCAGCGGACACGCGGCUUGACGGCAACUUCGAUGCACAGGAGAUGGAGCGUGUGCUGGUCGUGGGACUAUGGUGCGUGCACCCCGACUACGGCUUCCGGCCGUCCAUCCGACAAGCCAUGAGCGCGCUCCACUUCGAGGCGCCAGCUCCGGACCUGCCGCCGGAGAUGCCGGUGGCGAUGUACGCACCGCCGCGCGGAGGGCACAGAUCGAGCUACACGUCGUCGAAUGGGAGUUCCAGCACCGGUAACCGCUCGUCGACAAGUGACCGGGCGGAGGAGAAUCGUUCUUCUGCGAGUGCUAACACGAAGAGCGCCAGGAGGCCGAUAGCAACACCCACGAAUCAGACACUGGGGACGAGAACGACUGAGUGA